This is a messenger RNA of Daucus carota subsp. sativus, 3960 nucleotides long. Its product is annotated as phospholipase D zeta 1. Gene Ontology annotation, biological process: phospholipid catabolic process; intracellular signal transduction; phosphatidic acid biosynthetic process. Gene Ontology annotation, molecular function: D-type glycerophospholipase activity. The transcript is spliced from 20 exons. The record is from RefSeq and is a predicted model, not a curated record. Bases 313 to 3561 code for a protein of 1082 amino acids. Lineage: Eukaryota; Viridiplantae; Streptophyta; Magnoliopsida; Apiales; Apiaceae. Gene Ontology annotation, cellular component: plasma membrane.
AGUUUGGGAAAGGAAUAAAGCAUGUGUUUUCUAGGCAUAUUCUCGCUGAAACCCCAAGUGUGGGGAUAUUCUGAGCAUAUGGAAUCGGAAUAUGCCAUGAAAACUAACUUGUAUUACACCUCCAGAUUACAGACAUAUUGUUACAAUCAUUGGCUUUUAAUGUUGUACACAAAUUCUAUACUCCGAUUCAUUCCGCAGUACUUGCUGUCUUUUUCUUACAAAAGUCUUUAAAAGUUAUACGCUUCAACUUCCACCACUAACGUACAAGUAAAAAAUUUGUAUGUAAAAUCUUGAAUUUUCAAAUUGUAUUCAAUGUCGUCGGAAAGGCUUCUGAGCGGGGACGGAGAAAAUGAAGUGGCCGGAUUAAGUUCGUAUUCUUCGUUUCGGAGUAGCUCAACUGGAAUAUUUGAACAAUUGCCCAAGGCUACAAUAGUAUCCGUGUCUAAACCAGAUGCUAGUGAUUUUAGCCCACUUCUUCUGUCUUAUACAAUUCAGCUUCAAUACAAACAGUUUACAUGGCACUUGACAAAAAAGGCUUCUCAAGUUAUCUAUUUACACUUUGAAUUAAAAAAGCGAGCUAUAGUUGAAGACUUCCACGAGAAACAAGAGCAGGUUAAAGAAUGGCUCCAAAACAUGGGAAUAGCAGAGCAGACAGCUGUGGUGCAUGAUGAUGAUGAACCCGAAGAUGGAGCAGUUCCUGUCUGCACCGAAGACAAUGCUAAACAUAGAUAUGUUCCAUCCAGGGCUGCACUGCCAAUCAUCCGCCCAUCACUAGGCAGGCAGCAGACAAUUGCAGAGAAAGCAAAAGUUGCAAUGCAAGGGUACCUUAAUCACUUUCUGGGGAAUAUGGAUAUCGUGAACUCACGAGAGGUCUGCAAGUUUUUGGAGGUUUCGAAGCUAUCAUUUUUACAGGAAUACGGCCCUAAGUUGAAAGAAGAUUAUGUAAUGGUUAAGCAUCUUCCAAAGAUUUCAAGAACCAAUGCUGAAACAAGUGGUUGCUUAUGCUUCUGGUCUUGUUGUAACAACAAGUGGCAAAAAGUAUGGGCUGUCCUGAAACCCGGAUUCUUUGCAUUGCUGGAAGAUCCAAACAAUCCCAAACUUCUGGACAUAAUAAUUUUUGACAUGCUACCAACUUCAAAUGGCGACGGAAAGGGUCAAGUAUAUUUGGCAGAUAAAGUAAAGGAACGCAACCCACUGCGCUAUGCAUUCCAGGUUUCUAGUGGAAACCGGAGUAUGAAGUUAAGAGCUGGAAGUCAUGCUAAAAUCAAAGACUGGGUAUCUGCAAUUAAUGAUGUCGGUUUUAAACUUCCUGAAGGUUGGUGUCAUCCUCAUCGAUUUGAUUCAUUUGCUCCAUCAAGAGGCUUGACUGAAGAUGGCAGUCAAGCUCAAUGGUUUGUUGAUGGACAGACUGCUUUUGAAGCAAUUGCAUCAGCAAUAGAAAACGCGAACUCGGAGAUAUAUAUCACUGGAUGGUGGGUUUGCCCUGAGCUUUAUUUGAGGCGGCCAUUUCACUCUCAUGCCUCCUCUCGACUUGAUGCUUUACUUGAAGCUAAAGCUAAGCUAGGGGUCAAGAUAUACAUUCUUCUUUACAAGGAGGUUCCUCUUGCACUAAAGAUCAAUAGUGCAUACAGUAUGAGAAAGCUUCUUCUUAUUCAUGAGAAUGUUAAAGUGUUGCGUUAUCCUGAUCAUUUAUCAACUGGAAUUUAUUUAUGGUCGCACCAUGAUAAAAUAGUCAUUGUUGACAAUAAAAUUUGCUUUAUUGGAGGACUUGAUUUGUGCUUUGGUCGAUAUGAUACCCUUGAACAUAAAGUGGGCGAUUACCCUGUUGAUACUUGGCCUGGAAAAGACUAUUACAACCCAAGGGAAUCUGAACCAAAUAGUUGGGAAGACGUCAUGAAAGAUGAACUUGACCGUGAGAAAUAUCAUCGUAUGCCAUGGCAUGAUGUCCAUUGUGCUCUUUGGGGACCACCAUGUCGAGACGUUGCUAGACACUUUGUUCAGCGAUGGAACCACGCAAAGAAUAACAAAGCUUCGAGCGAACAAGCAAUACCACUACUUAUGCCACAGCAUCAUAUGGUUCUCCCACAUUACAUGGGACAAAGCAAAAAAAUAGACAUUGAUAGUCAAGGGGAUGAAGUGAAACAUAAAGAUAUCAGUACACAUGAAUCCUUUUCUUUCCCCUCUGAAAGUAUUCCAUUGCUCUUACCUCAGGAAGCUAAUCAAGUAGAUAGCGGAAGUGUAGAUAACAACCUGAAUGGCUUCCAAUGUACUGGAACUGAUCACAUUGAUCAGGUCGAACCUUUUGUUACUAAUAUGAAAAAGGAAGUCCCUGCAGAUGAGAUCAAUAUAAAAGAUCAUACAUGUAAUAUGAUUAUGGAAGACGGGGAAUUUCCAACUUCUGAGGACUGGUUGGAUAUUCAGGAGCUAAGCUAUCAGGUUGCUUCAGAUGAUAAAAUAGAACAAGUGGGCCCCAGGACCAAAUGCCAUUGUCAGAUUAUUAGAAGUGUCAGUCAGUGGUCAGCUGGAACAAGCCAAACUGAAGACAGCAUCCAUAGAGCUUAUUGUUCUCUCAUAGAGCAAGCAGAACAUUUUGUCUACAUUGAGAAUCAAUUUUUCAUAUCCGGCCUUUCAGGCGAUGAGAUCAUUCAGAAUCGUGUUUCGGAAGCUAUAUACAGACGUAUAAUGAAAGCAGACAAAGAAGAAAAGGUUUUUAGAGUUAUCAUUGUCAUACCACUCCUGCCCGGUUUCCAGGGGGGUCUGGAUGAUGGUGGUGCGGCAACGGUGAGAGCUCUAACGCACUGGCAGUAUCGAACCAUUUCUAGAGGGAAAGACUCGCUGUUGUACAAGCUUAAUACAUUAUUGGGUUCUAAAACAGAUGACUACAUAUCUUUCUAUGGUCUCAGAACACACGGAAAACUUUGCGAUAAUGGCUCUGUGGUCACAAGUCAGGUGUAUGUACAUAGUAAAUUGAUGAUCAUAGAUGACCGCAUUGCAUUGAUUGCCUCAUCUAAUAUAAAUGAUAGGAGUUUGCUUGGAUCAAGAGACUCUGAGAUUGGAGUCCUCGUCGAAGAUAAAGAUUGGGUAGAAUCAUCUAUGAAUGGAGAGCCCUGGAGGGCUGGAAAGUUUGCAUAUAGUCUUCGAAUUUCCCUGUGGUUGGAACACCUUGGUCUUAAUCCUAGUGAGAUUAAUCUAAUCCGAGACCCUGUGGUAGGCACUACAUACAAAGAUUUGUGGUCAGCGACUGCAAAGAGAAAUGCAGCGAUCUACCAUGAUGUUUUCGCUUGCAUUCCAAACGACAGUAUACAUUCCAGAUCUGCACUAAGACAAAGUGUGAGUCAUUGGAAAGAGAAACUUGGCAGUACGACAAUUGAUCUUGGGGUAGCUCCUGAGAGACUACAAAUCACAGAAAAUGGAGAAACCAAGGUAAUUGACACGGUGGAAAAAUUGAAGGCGACUAAAGGAUUUCUUGUAUCUUUUCCGUUAGAAUUCAUGUGCCAAGAAGAUUUGAGGCCUAUGUUCAUUGAAAGUGAGUUUUAUGCUUCCCCUCAGGUCUUCUACUAAAUAUAGUAGUAUGUUGAAGUUCUUUACACCAUCCAACAAUUGUAGAUACCACUUAUACUAAAAGAAAAGAAAAAACAAUUAGGAGAGUGUUGAAGUUAGGUUGAGUAAAUUAGAAGAGCAUAUAUGCUUCAUCAGUUGUUAAAGGUCGUACCUAGUCCAAAAUACUCCAACAACAGCAGGUCCGGAGAAAGCCCCCAUGUAUGCAGCCUUACCCUUAAUCUCACUAAGAGGCUGUAUUCAGGUGUUCGAGCCUGCGACACUUGUGGAUAGUUAGCAUAUUUAAAUAAUAUGAUACAAUGAUUCUGUAUGUUUUCGAAGAUACUGUGAAUAUUCCCAUUGAUAGUUCCCUUGUAACUCCUGGACUCAUGUAUAUAUAUAUUCAUCACCUGAUUCUUUCAA